AUGCUCCUCGUCGGCCUCGCGGUUGCCGACAAUCAAGAUCGCAAGCGGGACGGCACGGGCAACCAGGACCGCGACAGGAAGCGCGACGGUUCGUGCGCGAAAUCCGGCACGUGCAGCGGCAACAAGAACGGCGGCAACCCCGGUGGUCGCGGCGGCAAUGGCGCUGGGAGGAAUUCGGGGAAGAAAGGCACGGGGACGUGCAACAAGAGCGGCAGUGCGAGUUGCGACGGCAGUGGGCGGAAGAACGCGGUGACCGCGAGCGCGGAUGCCGCCGUGGCGGCUGCUGACGUGGACGUGCAGGCGUGUGACGGGCCGAAGCAGGCGGGGAAGCUGAUGAGCGGAUUGCGGAAGAGCGGAUUCAACAAGUUCGCCGCGGCGCUCCAGCAGACAGGUGCGCUGCAGCAGACAGGUGCGCUGCAGCAGACAGGUGCGCUCCAGCAGACAGGUGCGCUGCAGCAGACAGGUGCGCUGCAGCAGACAGGUGCGCUCCAGCAGACAGGUGCGCUGCAGCAGACAGGUGCGCUGCAGCAGACAGGUGCGCUCCAGCAGACAGGUGCGCUGCAGCAGACAGGUGCGCUGCAGCAGACAGGUGCGCUGCAGCAGACAGGUCUGGCGGCGGAGUUCCCGGAGGUGAUGUGUGCGGGCGGAGUGACGCUGCUGGCCAUCCCCGACGUGCCCAUGGGGCAGCUGCCCCCGGCGGUGCGAGGGGACCCGGUGAUGCUGAGGGAGCAGCUGCUGCUGCACGUCGUCAAGGCCGCCCGCCCCUACUCGCGCAUGCAGGCGCGCACCAAGAACUACAAGUUUGCGUGUGCGGCGGGGGCGGGGUCAGGGCGGCUGGUGAAGCAGAGCCAGGGCAGCGCGCCGCUGGUGCUGCGAGUGGGCAGGGGGUGGGGGCAGGCAGCAGCCGUGACGCGCCCCGAUGCCUUCCGGUGCACGGGGGGGGCGGUGCACGGAGUGAACUGCGCGCUGGGCUUGGGGCGCAUGGGCAGGCCGGGCAGGCGCGUGCCUCUGGGGCAGUGCCUGCGCAACGGCAGGGACCAGGAUGAUGACUAG
Molecule: messenger RNA, 1053 nt
Organism: Closterium sp. Naga37s-1
Lineage: Eukaryota; Viridiplantae; Streptophyta; Zygnematophyceae; Desmidiales; Closteriaceae
Source: the annotation of a GenBank genome assembly